AUGGACAAACUCUCCGGUCUCGCCAACAAGCUCGGAGGUAACAAGGGCCAAGAAUACCUUGACAAGGGUGAGCUUCAAUGUCUAAACUCUGGCGCAUUAGACUUCAACUUAACAACAACAGGUAUAAACGCCGCGGAGCAGAAGUUCGGUGGUGGCCAGGGUGGCAGUGACCCUGCUAAGAAGGUGACAGAUGCCGGCCGUGAACAGAUGGACAAGGUUGGAAAGGGCGUUCCCGACAAGUUCUCUCAGUAA
Penicillium mononematosum is the source of this 252-nucleotide messenger RNA. RefSeq lists its product as uncharacterized. Lineage: Eukaryota; Fungi; Ascomycota; Eurotiomycetes; Eurotiales; Aspergillaceae. The coding region runs from base 1 to 252 and encodes 83 amino acids. The record is from RefSeq and is a predicted model, not a curated record. The transcript has 2 exons.